Molecule: messenger RNA, 2609 nt
Organism: Thrips palmi
Lineage: Eukaryota; Metazoa; Arthropoda; Insecta; Thysanoptera; Thripidae
Product: relaxin receptor 2-like
Exons: 22
Coding region: 59-2416 (785 amino acids)
Biological process (GO): G protein-coupled receptor signaling pathway
Cellular component (GO): membrane
Molecular function (GO): protein binding; G protein-coupled receptor activity
Source: RefSeq, a predicted model, not a curated record
GCUGAGGGUAGCGCCAUCCUCCGUCCCUGCCGCGUGUCCUCGGCCGCACUGACAGAGCAUGCGGUGGCUGCACGUCGCGGCGGGCACCCUCGGCGUGCUGCUCCUGGUCGGCUCCCUACUGCUCAUCGGCCUCCACCUAUCGCAAUCGGGCCCGUGCGGCCCCGGGGCCAUGCCGUGCUCCUCGGCGGCCACCUGCAUCCCCCAGCGCUCCUGGUGCAACGGCCACAUCGACUGCCCCGGCGGCGAGGACGAGGACAGCGUCGGCUGUGCCGACUGGUCUGGCAGCGACGGCGUGCUGCACACGGUGCUCGGCGCUCUCACCUCCCCGAGGACGCCGUCGGCGCGCAGAGUGUGCGCCCUCUCCAGGUUCCCGCCGCGGUGUCGCUGCGACGAGACGAGGCUCAACUGCCGCGGGGAAGGCCUGCAGUCCGCGCCCGCCGCCGUGCAGGGGAACCUCACCAAACUGGUCCUCCUCAACAACUCGAUCGACGCCGUGGACAAGGACUCGUUCGCCAACUACUCGCACCUGCAGCUGCUCCACCUGGGCGGAAACAGGCUGUCCACCAUCCCCGCGGGCACCUUUGCCGGGAAGAGGAGCCUCCUCAAGCUGCUGCUGAUGAACAACCGGCUGCGGCGUUGGGACGCGGCGCCGGGCGAGCUCCAGGACCUGGCCAGGCUGCAGUGGAUGUUCCUGGACAACAACCUGCUGGAGGACGGCGCGUGGCCGCUGGAGCGGCUGGAGGCGCUGGGAUCGCUGGAGUGGCUGAGUAUCACGAGCAACAACCUGCAGCUUCUGCGCCGGGAAUUCCCCCCCAUGGCAUCGCUCCGCGAGCUCAACAUGACUCGCAACAAGGUGACGCGAAUUGACGAAAUGACUUUUGCUAGGCUGAGUAAGUUGACGCUUCUUGAACUCGACAACAACGCCAUCUCGAGCAUUCACGCCAACGCCUUCGUGAAGCUCACGUUGCUGAAAGAACUGCGUCUGGCGCACAACAAACUCAGAUCUCUACCCGACCAUAUCUUCGACUCUCUUGUGUUACUCACGAAACUAGAUCUAGGCGGAAACCCCGUGCUCAUCCCAGGACACCUUUUCUUCCGACUACACAACCUCACAUCUCUAGGGCUGGAGGACAUAGACAUUGACGACAUAGACACCGGUAUGUUCUCCGUGCUGCCCAAGUUGUCCAACGUGUAUUUCAAAUUUUACUAUUACUGCUCCUUCGUGCCGCACGUGCCGCGAUGCAAGCCGAACAACGACGGCGUGUCGUCCAUGGAGCACCUGCUGCACGCGCUGCCGCUGCGGCUGACGGUGUGGCUGGUGGCGGGCUUCACGCUGGGCGCCAACGUGCUCGUCAUGUCGGGCAGAGCGGCCCUCAACGACGACAACCGCGUGCUCAGCCUCGUCAUCCGCAGCCUGGCCGCGGCCGACCUGCUGAUGGGGGUGUACCUGCUGGUGAUCGCCAGCGCCGACGAGGUGAUGCGAGGCCAGUACAACGGCUGGGCCCACUCCUGGAUGACGUCGUGGGUGUGCACCAUAGCCGGGGUCAUGUCCAUGCUUUCCUCAGAGGUGUCGGUGAUGACGUUGGUGUUCAUGUCGCUGGACCGCUUCCUCCUCAUCGCGGACCCGCUCGGCCGGAACCUCAUGUCGUUCGGGUCCUCGGCCAAGUCGGUGGCUGCCAUUUGGGUUUCGGGCCUCAUCCUCGCAGUGCUGCCCGUGAUCGUGCACUGGCGCACCAGCACACGCUUCUACGGCACCAACGGCAUGUGCUUCCCGCUGCACGUGGACGACCCGUUCCUGGUGGGCUGGCAGUACUCCGCCUUCAUCUUCCUCUGCGUCAACGGCGUCAGCCUGCUGCUGGUGGCGCUGCUGUACUUGGGCAUGUUCUUGAGCAUCGUGCGCACGCGGCGCGCCACCCCGCUGGCCGUGGGCGACGUGGACGUGGCCGUGCGCUUCUUCUUCAUCGUGCUGACGGACGCGUGCUGCUGGCUGCCCAUCGCCAUCAUGAAGGUCCUCGCGCUGACGGGUGUCCACAUUUCCGCCGAGCUGUACGCGUGGGUCGUGGUGUUCCUGGUGCCCAUCAACUCGGCCAUCAACCCGGUGCUGUACACCCUCACCAUCCCCAAGUACCGGCAGGUGCUGGCGCGACUCGGCCGCCGCCUCACCGCGGCGUGCUGCGGCCCCGUGCUCACGCACAAGUGGCUCAGCCCGCGCAGGCAGUCCGCGGAUACGGAGAGCUCCCGCGCGUCUCACAGCCAACGAGCUCAGAUGGGCACCGCGAGCGCCGUCACGCUCAGGACGCCGGCGGACUUGGACGGGCCCGGAUCCAGGAAGACCUCGGCCACCGGGCCGUGUCUUGGCUCGCCAGAGACACCCUUAGCGGACCCGCCAGCACUUAUCUGUGACGCCUUCUGCUGAUUAUUUAUUUUUGCUUCUCUGAAUCGCCGGCAUUAUUAUGAUCUCUAUUAUUGUGUGAUAUGUACAUGUGUAAGCCGGGAAGCCGGGACACUGCAGUCGUCCUCUGAAGUACAAGUAUUGCAAACAUACGUUCUUUCUUUCAUGUCAAAUUCUAUGUGACAAAGUGGCAAUUAAAGAAGUUGUUGAAUAACUA